AUGAGCUCUAUCGGUUCCAAUCAUAAAAAUUUUUACACAUACCCUCACUCACCCUCAUGGUUUGCAUUGUGUCAACAAGAUCGAUUAAUUCGUGUUGAUAUAAUGCCACGAUUUGAUUUGGAGAAAGUUACAUAUCAAAUGCAAGAAAAACUUUAUAAAGAUUUAAUCAAAACAUUUGUUGAACUGAUCAUAAAAGCAAUUGAUGAAGAUAAUGCAGACGGUAAAAUUUCCAUGCAUAUGGCAGCACAUCUAGCUGCUGAUGUAUCUGAUACUGAACGUGAUGGACUUUUAGCUAUUAUCACACAAAAUAAUAAGAUAACUGUUAUCAUAUGA
Messenger RNA from Adineta ricciae, 333 nucleotides. NCBI's taxonomy places the organism in Eukaryota, Metazoa, Rotifera, Eurotatoria, Adinetida, Adinetidae. The record is from the annotation of a GenBank genome assembly.